GUCAAAAGUCAAAACAACAGUGAAGUUGGUGCGUGUGGGCUAUAACUAUGGCUCUUCGAACAGUGAUAUCUUCUCGGAUUCCUAUGGUGAUAAUAUUAGGUGCGACAGGCACAGGAAAGACAAAACUAAGUUUGGAAUUGGCUCAGAGGUUCGAAGCGGAGAUUAUCAAUGCUGAUUCAAUGCAGGUCUACAAAGGUUUGGACAUAGUCACCGCUAAAGCCACGCCCCAGGAACGAGAGAAGGCGCCACACCAUCUCCUGGACAUCUUGGAACCGCACCAGAUGUUCACCGUGGUCGACUUUCGCAACAGAGCUUUGAAGAUUAUAGAAGAUUUGAUAGACCAAGGCAAAAUUCCAUUAAUAGUUGGCGGUACUAACUAUUACAUAGAAUCUGUAGUAUAUAAUAUACUAGUUGAAGAAAUGAAUGAUUAUGAUUCCCUUUUAUGGGACCAAAGUAGACGUAAACGGGAUUACCCUGAUUCAGAGCACAAUCAGGAAGUCGAAGCGAAAAGAACCCAAACAGAUGGGAAUAAAGAUCAAAUUCAAGCCACCACGUCAGAUAAAAAAGAAACAGACGAACGUCCGAAUGCAAAUAAAAGUUUUACUAUAGAACAAGGCCUUGAAACAAAUGGAAAAAUUGAUAUAAUCACUAAGGAACAACUCCAAAAAGAUGUUGAUGUUGAGUAUACAUUUAACAACGAAGAGAUUCACGCUAAAUUGAAGGCAAUCGAUCCUGCGAUGGCGGGAAGACUUCAUCCGAAUAACAGGCGAAAAGUUUUGAGACGGGCCUGUCAAAAGCGGCUUGAAUCUAGCAAGUUCCUGCAACCUUUAUCAAUUCGUCUGUCCGCCUUGCAGGUGGACGUCUAA
Messenger RNA from Manduca sexta (tobacco hornworm), 866 nucleotides. Its product is annotated as tRNA dimethylallyltransferase. Bases 48 to 866 code for a protein of 272 amino acids. Lineage: Eukaryota; Metazoa; Arthropoda; Insecta; Lepidoptera; Sphingidae. The transcript has 4 exons. The record is from RefSeq and is a predicted model, not a curated record. Gene Ontology annotation, cellular component: mitochondrion. Gene Ontology annotation, biological process: tRNA modification. Gene Ontology annotation, molecular function: tRNA dimethylallyltransferase activity.